GCCCGUGGUCGUCUGAUAUUUCUCUGCCACACACCAUUUAAACUGAUGAAAUGACAGAAAAUCCAGAUCGCAUCCAAACGCGCGCAGCCGCAUGUGCGCGCUGACGGACGUCGGCUGCGUGGCGCCGCGGGACAGAUGGAGGAGAACAGCAUCGACACCGGCCUGCGUCUGCAGCCCGAGCCCGAGGACACCGAUCCAGCCAAGAAGGUUCAGGUCACAGAGAUGCCGUCUGCAUUCGGUGCAGGUCUAGCCCACGAGAAAAAAAUUGGCCACAGAAGGGUGGAUGCCUCUGGAGAGACAACUUACAAGAAGACCACCUCCUCCGCCUUGAAAGGGGCCAUCCAGCUGGGUAUCGGCUACACUGUCGGACAUCUCAGCUCCAAGCCCGAGAGAGAUGUUCUAAUGCAGGACUUUUAUGUGGUGGAAAGCAUCUUCUUCCCCAGGGAGGGCAGUAACCUCACUCCAGCACACCACUUUCCAGAUUUUAGGUUUAAAACCUAUGCACCUGUGGCCUUCCGCUACUUCAGAGAGCUGUUUGGAAUUCGACCUGAUGACUAUCUGUAUUCUCUCUGUAACGAACCACUGAUUGAGUUGACAAAUCCGGGUGCAAGCGGCUCCAUAUUCUACGUAACCUGUGAUGACGAGUUCAUCAUCAAAACCGUCCAGCACAAGGAAGCGGAGUUUCUGCAAAAACUGCUUCCUGGCUACUAUAUGAACUUGAACCAGAACCCCAGAACUUUACUGCCAAAGUUCUUUGGCCUCUACUGUGUCCAAUGUGUGGGAAAGAACAUCAGAGUUGUUGUGAUGAACAACAUUUUACCGCGCUCAGUAUGCAUGCACCUCAAGUUCGAUCUUAAGGGUUCCACCUAUAAGAGGCGGGCUUCCAAGAAGGAGAGGGAGAAGUCCAAACCCACCUUCAAAGACCUGGACUUUCUCAGUGACGUUCCCGAAGGCCUCGCUAUGGACCAGGAUACCUACAGCGCUCUGGUCAAAACUCUGCAGAGAGAUUGUCUGGUUCUGGAGAGUUUUAAGAUAAUGGACUACAGCUUGCUGCUGGGCAUCCACAGUAAGACUCAGGCAGAGCGCGAGCAUCAGUCCCAGGGCUCCUCUGCAGGAGGUGACGAAAAGAGACCUGCCAUCCAGAGAGCCUUGUACUCCACGGCCAUGGAGUCCAUUCAGGGCGGUUCCACCUGCAAGGACACACUGGACAACGAUAACACUAUGGGUGGUAUUCCAGCUAUGGGAAGUAAAGGAGAGCAUCUCCUGCUGUUCAUUGGAAUAAUUGACAUCCUGCAAUCCUAUAGACUGAUUAAGAAGCUGGAGCAUUCUUGGAAGUCUCUUAUACAUGACGGGGACACUGUGUCGGUCCACAGACCUGGUUUCUAUGCUGAAAGGUUCUACAAGUUCUGCAGCAUUACUGUCUUCAAAAAAAGCUGCUCGCUACGUCAAUCUCCUUCUAAGAGGGUGCGUGGGAAUCUUGCCAUGUACAAGAGUGGCGCCACGGGAACGGGUUCCUCAGCCAGUCAGCCUCCCUCGGUAAGCGACGAGAGACAGGAAAACAUGGACAACCUGGAGAACCUGCGAGGAGCUCACACUUACCCCAUAAUAGAGGAAGGAGGGAGAGAUCCGCCAUGCACUCCUCCGUCCUUUGAAGACGCCACCACGGCCUCUAUUACAACCACACUCUCCUCUAACAACUCCUUUCCGACUACACCCUUUGACACACCGGAGCACCCGCGCUGCAGGAGACAAAUGCACUCCCCAGUUGUUGCUAGGUCUCAGAAGAAGGUAGCUGAAGUUCAUGAGGAAAAGCAGCAGACUAUAACAGUGGAGGUGGAGCUCAGCAAAGUUCCAAAGUGCACGGAGCUCACACAGAUGGCAGACGUGCCCCCCGAUCAUCAGUCCUGUGCCGUUCCUUUAUCCACGUCUCCCUGUGAUGCUCCGUUUUCACCCCAUUCUUCUUCCACUCUUCCUGCUUCCUUGGCCUGUUCUUCCUCUGCCACUGCCCCAUGUUGUCAGUCAUCUUCCACUCUUUCUUCAUCCAUUUCUCCAUCCACCAAACCCCUCACCUCGACCACAGCAGCUCCAAAAACCGCCACCUUACCGCCCAAUUCAGCAUUUACUCCCAUCUUCCCCUCAUCGUCACACUCCUCCACCCACAUCCCCACCGCCUCCCCCUCCCCCUCCCUCCUCUCUCCAAGCCCUCGCGUGGUCCAGGAAUUGCCGCAUACGUCUCAGAAUCAAAUGACUGUGUCCAGCAGCAACAACUCUCUGGAUGGGGAGGUGCAGGUUUCUGACAUCUACUUUUACGCGGAUGGCAGAUACUGGGUGUAUUCGCCAGUUCUUGGCCGUCGUAAGAUAAACUCUAGCUCGAGUUACAAUGAGACUCAGGACGACCGGAGCUGGGUGUACUCACCUCUGCACUAUGUCUCAGAGUCCAGAAGAGGCUCUGACAACGGCAAUGAGACAUAGGCCUCCUUGAAGUCCACAGUGAUGGAAGAGGACAUCGUCCUCUAUGCGGAGAACUAUGACGAUGCUUAAAGCCACUAGGAUGCGAUGGAAAUGUGACAUUUCAUGAGUGAUGGCGACGCCAGCUGCAUGCGGAAAUGUUUGACAGAGCAAAGAAAGCGCACAGAGUUAAAAUUAACACAAAAGCAUUUAUGCACAUGACACGUCUUCAUGCACUUCAACACACAGAUAAAGAUUAGUGUGGAAAUAUUAUGCAAGAAAACCACCCAGGAAUGAUUUCUGAGCAAUCUAAUGGAUACCAAGCAAAGAAAAGAAGCAAAAUAAGACAUUACACUCAGCUGAGGUUG
Molecule: messenger RNA, 2816 nt
Organism: Thalassophryne amazonica
Lineage: Eukaryota; Metazoa; Chordata; Actinopteri; Batrachoidiformes; Batrachoididae
Product: phosphatidylinositol 4-phosphate 5-kinase type-1 gamma-like
Exons: 18
Coding region: 136-2472 (778 amino acids)
Biological process (GO): phosphatidylinositol metabolic process
Molecular function (GO): phosphatidylinositol kinase activity
Source: RefSeq, a predicted model, not a curated record